GCCUGGGCAGCCCGGGCCAGGGCGCCGCGAGGUUGCACGAAUCCAUGUGGGACGGCCCCGGCGAGCAUCGCAAAGAUCUCUGAUUGGAGUCAUUUUGUGGUACAGCCAAAGAGAAUACAGGGAAAAAUCAUCCAACAGUGUAAAUAUUGGCUUCAACUCCAACUGAGUAUAGUAUUUCUUCUCUUUAGCAGUGCCUCAUUAUAGAGGAAACAUGUAUGGCAGUGCAAGAACAAUCACCAAUCUGGAAGGUAGUCCUUCCAGAUCACCACGUUUGCCAAGAUCUCCUCGUUUGGGCCACCGAAGAACGAGUAGUGGGGGAGGGGGAGGUGCAGGCAAGACUCUGUCUAUGGAGAAUAUCCAGUCCCUUAAUGCAGCCUAUGCUACAUCUGGACCCAUGUACCUGAGUGAUCAUGAGGGUGUGGCUUCAACAACCUACCCGAAGGGCACCAUGACUCUGGGCAGGGCCACCAAUCGAGCUGUGUAUGGAGGCCGUGUCACGGCCAUGGGGAGUAGUCCCAAUAUUGCUUCGGCUGGACUUUCCCACACAGACGUCCUUUCAUACACGGAUCAGCACGGUCUGACUAGCUCAUCCCACCACCAUCACCACCAGGUCCCCUCCAUGUUGAGGCAGGUAAGAGAUAGCACAAUGUUAGAUCUUCAAGCCCAGCUCAAGGAACUCCAGAGAGAGAAUGACCUCCUCCGGAAGGAGCUAGACAUCAAGGACAGCAAGUUGGGUUCUUCCAUGAAUAGCAUCAAGACUUUCUGGAGUCCUGAGCUUAAGAAGGAAAGAGUGUUGAGAAAAGAAGAGGCAGCUCGGAUGUCAGUCCUCAAAGAGCAGAUGAGGGUUUCUCAUGAGGAAAAUCAGCACCUGCAGUUGACAAUCCAAGCCCUUCAGGAUGAGCUGCGCACCCAGAGAGACCUCAACCACCUUCUGCAGCAAGAGAGUGGCAACCGCGGGGCUGAGCACUUCACCAUCGAGCUGACUGAGGAGAACUUUAGGAGACUCCAAGCUGAGCACGACAGACAGGCCAAGGAGCUGUUCCUUUUGAGGAAGACGUUAGAGGAGAUGGAACUGAGAAUUGAAACACAAAAACAAACCCUCAAUGCCCGAGAUGAGUCAAUUAAAAAGCUCCUUGAGAUGCUGCAAAGCAAAGGCUUGCAGUCCAAAAGCCUUGAGGAUGACAACGAAAGGACACGUCGGAUGGCAGAGGCUGAGUCUCAGGUCAGCCACUUGGAAGUAAUUUUAGACCAGAAAGAGAAGGAAAACAUUCAUCUUAGAGAGGAACUGCACCGAAGAAGCCAACUUCAGCCGGAGCCAGCCAAGACGAAGGCUCUCCAGACUGUCAUCGAAAUGAAGGACACAAAAAUUGCUUCACUGGAGCGAAACAUAAGGGAUCUUGAGGAUGAGAUCCAGAUGUUAAAAGCCAAUGGUGUGCUGAACACUGAGGACCGUGAAGAAGAGAUCAAACAAAUAGAGGUUUACAAAAGUCACUCCAAGUUUAUGAAGACCAAGAUUGAUCAACUGAAGCAGGAACUUUCAAAGAAGGAGUCAGAACUUCUUGCCUUACAAACAAAGCUUGAAACUCUCAGCAAUCAAAAUUCUGAUUGCAAGCAACACAUUGAAGUGCUUAAAGAGUCGCUUACUGCCAAAGAACAGAGGGCUGCCAUCCUUCAGACGGAGGUAGAUGCACUGAGAUUACGACUGGAAGAGAAGGAAUCUUUUCUCAAUAAAAAAACGAAGCAGCUACAGGACCUCACAGAAGAGAAGGGCACACUGGCUGGAGAGAUUCGGGACAUGAAAGAUAUGUUAGAAGUGAAAGAAAGAAAAAUCAAUGUUCUUCAGAAAAAGAUUGAAAACUUGCAAGAACAACUUAGGGAUAAAGACAAGCAGCUGACCAAUCUGAAAGACAGAGUGAAGUCCUUGCAGACGGAUUCCAGCAACACAGACACUGCACUGGCAACGUUAGAGGAGGCGCUGUCGGAGAAGGAGAGAAUAAUUGAACGCUUGAAAGAACAGCGGGAGAGAGAUGAUCGGGAAAGACUAGAAGAGAUAGAAUCCUUCCGAAAAGAGAACAAGGACCUGAAAGAGAAGGUCAAUGCUUUACAAGCUGAACUGACAGAGAAAGAAUCUAGUUUAAUUGACCUCAAAGAACAUGCAUCUUCAUUAGCCUCUGCAGGGCUGAAAAGAGACUCCAAAUUAAAAUCUCUAGAAAUAGCCAUCGAACAAAAGAAAGAGGAAUGUAGCAAACUGGAAGCACAGUUAAAAAAGCAAGCUGAGCAGUUGUUCAAUCAGAUGUACAACCCAGCACAUAAUAUUGAAGAUGACUCCAGGAUGAACCCUGAGUUUGCAGAUCGACUAAAACAGCUCGAUAAAGAGGCAUCUUACUACCGCGACGAGUGCAGCAAGGCUCAAGCAGAAGUGGACAGGCUGCUGGAGAUCCUCAAGGAGGUAGAGAAUGAAAAGAAUGACAAGGAUAAGAAGAUUGCGGAACUUGAGAGCUUGACUCUCAGGCACAUGAAGGAUCAGAAUAAGAAGGUGGCCAACCUCAAGCACAAUCAGCAGCUGGAAAAGAAAAAGAAUGCCCAGUUACUGGAAGAAGUCCGCAGGCGAGAAGACAACUUGGCUGACAAUUCACAGCAUUUACAGAUAGAGGAACUGAUGAAUGCCUUGGAGAAGACCAGACAGGAGCUAGAUGCCACCAAAGCGCGCCUCGCCUCCACACAGCAGUCCCUGGCUGAGAAGGAAGCACACUUGGCCAACCUUCGGAUAGAAAGAAGGAAGCAGCUGGAGGAGAUCCUGGAGAUGAAACAGGAAGCACUUCUUGCGGCAAUCAGUGAAAAAGAUGCAAAUAUUGCCUUGCUGGAAUUGUCUGCCUCCAAAAAGAAAAAGACGCAGGAAGAAGUUAUGGCCCUCAAGCGGGAGAAGGACCGACUAGUGCAUCAGUUAAAGCAGCAGGUUUAUAGACCUAAGAAACAGCCCCUGAACUCGAAUAUACCAUGCACUUGUGAUGCUGGCUACAGCCCAGAUAUUACGGCCAAGUACCACGGGUCCAGCUACGAUGUAUACAUGAUCCAAAGGUCUCAGACCCAGAAUAGAAUGAAGCUGAUGGCAGACAACUAUGAUGAAGACCAUCACCAUUACCACCAUCACCACCAUCACCACCACCAUCGCUCUCCCGGGAGGUCGCAGCAUUCCAAUCACAGGCCCUGUCCGGACCAGCUGUCAGAAGGGCUGAGUAAAGGGGAAGCACAGCUCUGCGGCAAUACUCUGAUAAUCUAUUGCAGCACGGUUUACGUCACUGUCCAACAGCACCGGGAGCAGCUCGGCAGAACUGAAGGGGAGUUUGCACUUUCAUUAUCGACCACGGUUCUGUUCUACUUAAUGUUUCCUCCAUCAUCUCAUGUCGUUUCUUGUGGACUUGGAUACAUUGGAAAAGAAGAACGCACAGGAGGAGAAAAGUGACACCUCCUCCUUUUUCCUCCUUUUGCUUAUGAGAUUUGGGCACUGAAAACACGUCCAUCUAUUCUGAAUGUCGUUACUUGAUAACAUUUUGUUUCUGUUACUUAAACCUCACUGGGUACAUUGAACUCCAUGGGAUUUUUAAUAUGGAUUCAGCUUCUGUUGGACAACUAGCUUCAUCUCCAGCUAUCCCGCUGGUUCAGUCUAAGGGGUCAUUCCUAAUGCACUAGAUUAUCAAACUGUGUAAAUUUGCUGUGAGUGAGUGGUGUUGGUAGUGUUUGUUUAUCACGAUGCGUGAAACUUCUGACAAAGAAACCAAAACACCAAAAAUUGUGAGCCUUUACCCUCCUCUAUUUCUUUAAUGUGCUGGUUGAAGAACCACAUUUUGAUGGUGUAACCAAUAGUUACCUCUGGGCCAGGUUGGAAAUGAAAUCAAUUUUUUAAACCACUAAUACUUGCCAAGAAAUCGCCUUAUGAGAACAUGGUGUGUGUCUCUGACAAUGCAUGGCACAUCUAAAUUGGUCAUUCAUAAUUUUAUCUCCCUGCUUACGCACUGGAGAGCGGCAAAAGCCUGAGGCACCUGCAUAUCUCCCCUUGUGUGUUCCCGUGCCCAGGGGCGGGAUGUAAGCAAACCUCAGGCUCUUACCAUUCCCAUUCAGGCAGGUCUCCAUGAAGAAGCUGGGACUCAUUCACACUUCAAGAUCCAAAUGCUGUGCAGUGUUAGCUUAGAUCUUCUGUAAAUGAAGGGUCAUUUCUCUUUUUUUAAAAGUUUGUCUCCAACAUGGAUUCCAAAGCAUUUUCAGCAUCCAACAUGAAAUCAUCGAUGAAUGAGGAACAAUCACAAAAGUUGUGUAUCUGUAUAUAGCUCUAUACAACAUGUCUGUGGAUAACGAGUCAUUAUGUAAAGCACAUGCCAGGGAAAGAGACCAAAUUUCAGGUCUUUUAUAUACAGUAACAUGGUUCUAAGGAGAAUUAAACUCCUACCACUUCCUCUAAAGAUGAAAAUUAUUAAAGUCAUUAUAGUUUCAUAAAACUCAUGACUGAGUCUGGCAGACAUGUGCAAUUCUUAUAUUGAUCCACUCUCUUGUCAAUGGAAGAAGCCCUUCCACAUGUAUGCAAGUGGGAGAUAAAAACCUGUAUUUUUAAAGGACAAACAGUGAAUUUAAGCAUGAGUGGCCUUAAUAAAUAUAGUUGUCUUUUUUUGCUGCUGUGGAAAAGAUCCUAAACAAAUGUUCUUGAAGUCUUGCAUUGAAUUUAGUCAUUGCUAUUAUUUUUAAAAAUGUUGGUGCAAUGAGCUCUGGGCCUCUCUGGUGAGCCACUGAGAUAUUUAAAAGACAAACACCUUAUUGGGUGGGAAGAUGAACCUGUCUCUGAGUUGCACCAUUCAUUUAUGGUGUGCAAGAUUCAUAUAUUCAAGCAAGUUUCCUUCUUUUGGCUUUGUUCUUGUUGUCAGUAAGUGUACUGAAUUAUUGUACUGAAUUACGUAAAAUGUACAUGUUGCAUAAACAAUCCAAAUACAUCGAUGUUUUCAAAGUUUGUCCUUUAAUUAUCAAAGGGAUGUAGGGUUUGAUUGGAGAAGCAAACAGAGUUCUUUGCAAGGUCAAUUCCUACAUUCUGACACAAUGUCACACUAAAAACCCAGGCCAUAGACGCAUCCCCAUGAAUGGUUUGUCCUCACUGCCUCCUGCAACCAGGUCCUGACCUGAACUCUGCAACUGAAUACUUGAAAUAGGAAGUAGGAAAUCUAGUAGGAAAAAUAGGGUCAUUGAAAUAGAAAAACAAAAAAUAAACAAACCAUGUAUAGUUCGCUAUUUCUAUGUGUGUGCCAAUUUUGUCACAGCUGUUGUUUUGGGGAUUGUUUUCUGCCCCACUUUUGUUGGUUAAAAGUAUUAUGGGUCUUCCCUUUAUGCAACCGUAUUGUUUAGCCCCUAAAAAUUAAAUCCUAUCAAAUAUAGCAUCUUUUCUCAUUUUAUGUAAUAUUCUCUUGAUGUUUGGAAGUUACAAAAACAUCCCUUUUCACACAUUUAAAAUAGUCUCUGGGUUUACAAAAAACACUGUGAUGUUGGGAAGGUUAUUUUCUUUGUGCAGACAUUAGCAAAUUCCCUUCUAAUUAUAAUGUAGCGAAAAGAGUUUGGGCUAACCUUUAGAAGAAGUUGGUCUAAGUCUUACCAUGUGCAAAGCAGGCUUGUACUUUAUACCCCAUUUGAUUUAUAUGUACAGUCUCGAUUUUGUAUUUAAUGAUUUUUGUGUAUUCAAUAUGCACGUCAACAGCGUGUCAACUUCCAUUUGAAAGUGGGUUUUACUUUUUAAACAGUGUUUAUGAUGAGACCUCCAAUGUACUGACAUAAGCUCUCUCUGCGAUGUUCUUGUGUAGAGUGGCGUCUGAAUGCUGCCAGGGGUCGAUGUAUCUACUUUCCUGAGACCCUCGUUUGAUAGUGCUUCUUGUAAUAUUUCCUCAAGUGAGUGGCAUGUGGGUUGUGAUAUUGAUCAUGUGAUUAUGGACAUCGAUAUGAAAAAAAUAAAUAAAACUAAGGAACCCUCGAAACUACCAGUGGGCAUGUAUUAGCCAGUUAUCGUAACCUUGUGUCCAGUAGAAGUACAAUGUACAAGGUAUGUACAGUUCAUAAAUUUGUUAUCAUGUGUAUGAGAAGUACUUUGUGCUGAUCGCCUUAUUUAUAUUCAUCAAAUAAACUUUGUUUCUUUCUGAAGUGAGUUCA
Chinchilla lanigera (long-tailed chinchilla) is the source of this 6177-nucleotide messenger RNA. It is a transcript of the gene Erc2, whose product is annotated as ELKS/RAB6-interacting/CAST family member 2. The transcript is spliced from 19 exons. The coding region runs from base 212 to 3463 and encodes 1083 amino acids. The record is from RefSeq and is a predicted model, not a curated record. Gene Ontology annotation, molecular function: structural constituent of presynaptic active zone. NCBI's taxonomy places the organism in Eukaryota, Metazoa, Chordata, Mammalia, Rodentia, Chinchillidae. Gene Ontology annotation, biological process: regulation of synaptic plasticity; neuromuscular synaptic transmission; maintenance of presynaptic active zone structure. Gene Ontology annotation, cellular component: cytoskeleton of presynaptic active zone.